Glycine soja is the source of this 496-nucleotide messenger RNA. RefSeq lists its product as uncharacterized. Bases 61 to 270 code for a protein of 69 amino acids. The record is from RefSeq and is a predicted model, not a curated record. The transcript has a single exon. Lineage: Eukaryota; Viridiplantae; Streptophyta; Magnoliopsida; Fabales; Fabaceae.
CUCUGUGUGUUCUUUCUUACUUAUCAAUACACAUUAAUAAAUUGGAAGAAUAGAUUAAUAAUGUUGGACUGUGGGCCUGUGGUUGUGGCUGUGGUGCUAUUCGUGUUGUUAAUGCCUGGCUUGCUUUUUCAAGUACCUGGACGCUCAAGGUGCCUUGAGUUUGGCAACUUUCAGACCAGUGGUGCUUCCAUUCUAGUUCACUCCCUCCUCUACUUUGGCCUCAUUUGUCUUUUCUUGUUUGCCAUUAAGGUCCACUUUUACAUCGGCUAGCUCUCUUUAUGUUUGCUAAUUCGAUCACUUUUUCCUUUUUCUUAUUAUCAUCCAUUGCUAUCUUCAUGUUCUUAUUAUUACUAGGGUUGUCUUGGAAGAUCUUGUGGGAAAGAAAAAUAUGACUUGAGUCAAGUCUUUGUAUUUUCUUUCGUUUGUUGUUUAUUUUUCAUGUGCUUGUACUCACUUUAACAUGCAUAAUAUAUUGAGACGUGUAUCUUUUUGCUGA